AUACCCUCAGUAAACGAGCGUUUAGGCCAGCUAAGACCAAGCAAGGAACUGCUAGAAUAUUACAGAAGGAAGAUUACUGAAUAUGAUAGUGAACAAGAGGAACUGGCCAAGAAAUUAAAUUCCUUUAAAAAUUUGUUUGAAGAACAACAUAAACUUCAAUCAGAACUACGCCAACGAGAAGAAGAAAUCACUGAGUUGCAACAAGCACUAAGCGACAUGCAAGUAUAUUUAUUCCGAGAAAGAGAACAUGUACUGCAAAUAUAUUCUGAAAAUAGCCGCCUUAAAUUGCAAGAAAUGGCUGAUAGAAAAAAAAUUCAGGAACUUCUUGCUCUAGUCAAUUCUUCAGACAACUUGGAAUCAACUUAUUUUUAUAAAACAUUACCAGAUAAUAUCGUAAUUCGAAAAACUAAUAGCCCAACAGAAUUAAAUCUCGAUAAAUCGGUAUCAGGUAACCGCUAUAUAAUUGUAGGGUUUGAUAAAGGAAGGGAUAGUAUAGCUAAGGAGGAAUCAACCAGUUGCGCGGAUGUCGAAACACUAUUUCUGCAGAUAGAAUCAUUGCAAGCGGAAUUAGAGGAAUAUAAAAAGCUGUCGAAAGAUCGAAUAACUGUAUUACUGGAGGAUAGAAACGUCCGAGUAGAAGAACAAAAGGCAACUCAAAAGCGUGCCUCGGACAAUAUUCAAUUAUUAUCAGAUAAAUUGCAGAAAACGCAAAGCUUGUUAUACGAAAGUACUAAGGAUUUUUUAGAAUUGAAAUAUACAACGAAACUGAAAGAAAGAGAAUGGAUGUUCAAUAAAGACAAUAUGCUUCAAGAAUUGGAGUUACUGCGUUUUGAAAUACAAAAUAAGACUACCUCACCGAUGUCUACAGUCUUAACCGCAAAUCCGAAAGUUACAGAAUCAGACACCGCCAGGCAGCAUUUAUUAGCAACUCACUUCUUACGAGAACAAUUAACACAGGUGCAGAAGUUAGCUGACAUGUACCGCGAGCAAUGUAUCAACUUUGAAGAUGAACUUUGUAAAUUGCGAGAACAAGAAGAUGCUUCACAGCAAGCAUUCCACGAAAGAACAGAAAAAUUACGUAAAAGACUAGCCCUAAUGAACCAAAGAUACUUAGCCCUGGAACAAAGACGAGUGCUAGAAGUUGAAGGUUUUAAAAAUGACAUCAAGGCAUUAAGAAAUCGCCUUCAGGAUGUAGAGAAGCAAAUACUCAAAGUCACCGCUGGUACUGCAGACGAUAGAGAAUUUCGAUUCUUGAAGGAUAUUCAACUUAAUGCUGGAAAAUCCAAAAUGAUUCUAGAGACACUAAAGGAAUUAAAAGUCAAAAUGUAUUCAUUGGAAAGUGAAUUAAGA
This is a messenger RNA of Trichoplax adhaerens, 1350 nucleotides long. RefSeq lists its product as uncharacterized. The annotation marks the transcript as partial. NCBI's taxonomy places the organism in Eukaryota, Metazoa, Placozoa, Uniplacotomia, Trichoplacea, Trichoplacidae. The transcript has 6 exons. Gene Ontology annotation, cellular component: centrosome. The record is from RefSeq and is a predicted model, not a curated record.